AAACUCUGUGAUAAACAUGAAGAGUGCAUUUUUGGAUUGAAGAACGUUAAGCUGACAAAAAAGUUUUUCUCUUUUCUUUUUUAAAUAUAUAUAUAUAUUUUUUUUUUCCUACAACUAUGGGUGGGUUUUGCUUAUACCCACUUUCAGCUUUGGUGUGUUUGAGCAUUUGAAUCUGUAAAAGGUUUCACCUUUUCACCUUUUGCGUUGUAAUUCAUCGCCAGCUGGUACAGUGCAGAUUCGAGAAUUGUGAAUUAAGGAAGAGGGUGUUUGAGGAUUCGGUUGUUUUUUAGAUUUGCGUAACUGGGGCUUGGUGCUUGCGCCUGAUGGAUGAAGUUCAGGGAAGUUCAAGUUCCUUACCUCCAUUUCUCACAAAGACAUAUGAGAUGGUGGAUGAUCCUUCCACCAAUUCCAUUGUAUCAUGGAGUGACAGCAGCAGGAGUUUUGUUGUUUGGAAUCCACCAGAGUUUGCAAGGGUCUUGUUACCAAAAUUCUUUAAGCACAAUAACUUCUCAAGCUUUAUCAGACAGCUCAACACUUAUGGCUUUAAGAAGAUUGACCCUGAACAAUGGGAAUUUUCCAAUGAUGAUUUUGUAAGAGGUCAACCAAAUCUUAUGAAGAAUAUUCAUAGGCGCAAACCGGUUCAUAGCCAUUCUUUGCAGACUCUACAUGGACAAGUGGCUAUUCCACUAACCGAGUCAGAACGGAAGAGUCUGAAAGAUGAGAUUGAAAAGCUUAAGCAUGAUAAACAACAACAGAUUCUGGAGUUACAGAGACAAGAACAAGAGUGGGAAAAUUUUAAGUUAAAAAUAGAUUGCACAAAGGAGCGUUUGGAAACAAUGGAAAAGAGGCAACAAAAUAUGAUUUCUUCUAUUUCUCAAGUGCUGCAUAAACCUGGAGCUGCAUUAAAUCUGUUGACACUGACAGAAAACAUGGAAAGAAAACGAAGGUUGCCAAAAGGCAGCAGUCACUUUACUGAUGAAGCUACUAGCAUUGAAGAUCCUAUGGAAAUAUCCCAAGUGUUACCUAGUGAAAAUGCAGAGAGUAGUGACUUCGUCACAUCAUGCAUAGAACGAAUGAAUCAGCUCGAGUCAACCCUGGUAUUUUGGGAAUAUAUUGCACAAGAUGUGAAUGAAACCCUUGUUCAAAGUCAUUCAAACUUGGAUGUUGAUGAAUCCACAAGUUGUCCAGACAGUCCAGCACUAUCUAGUGUGCAACUCGAUGAUGAAGUUCAGCCUAAGUCAUCCGGGAUAGACAUGAAUUCUGAGCCAGCUUUACCUUCUGAUACUGUUGCAUUGAAGGAACAACCUGUUGGAACUACCCCUGCAGCUACUGGUGUUAACGACAAAUUCUGGGAACAAUUCUUGACAGAGAAUCCUGGUUCAACAGAACUGCAAGAGGCACAAUCAGAAAGAAUGGAUUCGGACAACAGAAAGAAUGAAGGAAAGCCUAGUGCACAUGGCAAGUUUUGGUGGAACAUGAGGAAUGUAAAUAAUCUUCCAGAACAGAUGGGUCAUUCUUAGUUAAGCUGAUAAAACAUUGUGGAAAUUGAUUGUUCUUUCUAUCUUGUGAUGCUGAUGCCCCCAGAAUUAGAUGUAAUAAUUGUAGGUAAGCAUGAUACAAUCUGCUAUAGAUACAUGUUCAAUAUCUUAGGUUGGAUGUUUUGUCCAUUGUAGAACUUAGUAAAUUAUUAUUUUACUGCUUGCCAUUCUCUUCAAUUUCUACUAUGCCAAACCAGUACCAAAGCGUGAUUUGCAUUGCA
This is a messenger RNA of Arachis duranensis, 1759 nucleotides long. Its product is annotated as heat stress transcription factor A-4c. Gene Ontology annotation, cellular component: nucleus. Gene Ontology annotation, biological process: regulation of transcription by RNA polymerase II. Bases 324 to 1520 code for a protein of 398 amino acids. Gene Ontology annotation, molecular function: RNA polymerase II cis-regulatory region sequence-specific DNA binding; DNA-binding transcription factor activity. The transcript has 3 exons. Lineage: Eukaryota; Viridiplantae; Streptophyta; Magnoliopsida; Fabales; Fabaceae. The record is from RefSeq and is a predicted model, not a curated record.